Molecule: messenger RNA, 564 nt
Organism: Macadamia integrifolia
Lineage: Eukaryota; Viridiplantae; Streptophyta; Magnoliopsida; Proteales; Proteaceae
Product: ADP-ribosylation factor GTPase-activating protein AGD2-like
Cellular component (GO): cytoplasm
Molecular function (GO): GTPase activator activity; protein binding
Source: RefSeq, a predicted model, not a curated record
CAAAGUAAUUAAUUACAUGAAUCAGUCUUCUAUUUUUAUUUUUUUAACGUCAUAAUCCUUCAAUCAUUUACGACCGAUUCCUUCUCGAUCUGAAGAUCUGAACUACAGUAGAAAGAGGGGAAGAGAGAGAGAGAGAGAGAACUUCCAUUUCUUUCGCCUUUGUCAAGCCGUUGCCCGUUGGCGUCUCAUCCCCUGCAAAGAACAAUGGCGGCCUUCAUCAAGCUCGAAGAUUCCCCAAUGUUCCGGAAACAGGUACAUUCACUUGAGCAAACCACAGAUGAGUUAAAAGAUCGCUGCCAAAGACUUUGUAAAGGAUGUAAGAAAUUUAUGACAGCACUUGAAGAAGCAUGUGAUGGAGAUAUUGCGUUUGCAGACUCUUUAGAAGCAUUUGGUGGUGGAAAUGAUGAUCCCGUUAGUUUGUCAAUUGGAGGUCCUGUUAUAUCGAAGUUUGUGACUGCAUUUCGUGAGCUUGGUAGCUAUAAGGAACUUCUUCGCUCUCAAGUAGAGCAUAUGUUGAAUGAUCGUUUGACGCAGUUUAUGUCUGUUGAUCUACAUGGUGUGAAG